Molecule: messenger RNA, 1541 nt
Organism: Serpula lacrymans var. lacrymans S7.9
Lineage: Eukaryota; Fungi; Basidiomycota; Agaricomycetes; Boletales; Serpulaceae
Exons: 6
Coding region: 74-1414 (446 amino acids)
Biological process (GO): cellular response to misfolded protein
Cellular component (GO): endoplasmic reticulum membrane
Molecular function (GO): Hsp70 protein binding
Source: RefSeq, a predicted model, not a curated record
GAAGAAAUAAAAUAUUUAACAAACCCUAACCCCACGUCGACAUCACUAACAUUUGCCAGGCUUCCAAGUAUCAAUGGAAAGCAAUAAAGACGAGGCCAUUCGAUGUUUGUCUAUCGCCCAGAAACACAGAGAUGCAGGAAACUUAUCCUCCGCUCGCAAGUUCUGCCAAAAGUCAAUUAUUCUCUUUUCUACGCCCGAGGCCAAGAGAUUACUUGCCUCCAUAGACGCUGCAGCUUCGUCCUCUGAUUCUGGCUCUGGGCCGUCGGCAUCGUCCUCUAGUACUGGUGGAUUCACAUCGUCAGCUGAAACGCACCCAUCUGCUCCAGGCGUUAAGCACCGCCAUGCUCCUUCGUCUGAAGCAAAUGGAACAGCUGGUGGUAUGGGUGGAGAGAAGAGGGAUUUCACCCCUGACCAGGUUGCUGUUGUGAAGCGUGUCAGAGCUUGCAAGGUUGCAGAGUACUACGAAAUCCUGGCAGUCAAACGAGACUGCGAGGAAGCCGAGAUCAAGAAAGCCUAUAGGAAGCUUGCACUAGCGUUACAUCCAGACAAAAAUGGCGCCCCUGGCGCUGACGAGGCGUUUAAAAUGGUAUCAAAAGCUUUCCAAAUUCUAUCCGAUCCACAGAAACGAACCGUGUUCGAUCAAAGUGGCGCUGAUCCAGAAUCACGGUCCAGCGGUAUGUCCGCAGGACGCUCACCAGGUUUUGCAACGAGCCAGUUUAGAGGUGGCUUCGAGGGCGAAUUGAGCCCAGAAGACCUAUUUAACAUGUUCUUCGGAGGAGGCAUGAACGCAGGAGGCUUUGGAACUUUCGGCGGUGGACCAUUUGGUGGUGGGGUUUUCGGUAAUGGACCAGUAUUUACCGCUUCUUUUGGUCCCAAUGGUUUCCGGAGGACCCGUGUCCGCGCCGAUGGGGCACGAGCUGCCCGAGAUGAACCUGAACAACGCCGAUCGGUGCUCACACAACUCCUCCCUCUAAUAAUCCUCCUGGCAUUCUCGUUCCUCUCCGCUCUUCCCAAUAUCUUCUCCACGGAUAUUCCAGACCCAAGGUUCUCCUUCUCGGCAACCUCACGAUACAAUGUCGAACGGCACACCAGCGGACUUGGAGUCAAGUAUCAUGUCAACGCCGCCGAAUUUUCGAAUCAUCCGCAUAUCGCUGCAGAGCUUGCGGCGCGCGAUGCUGGCAGGUCUACUCGGGGUAAUUCAGCGCUGAACCAAUUCGAGGGAACUGUAGAAAAGGUGUAUACUCAAGACCUGUAUACGCAAUGCCAACGCAAACUAGAAAGCAAAGAGCGGAGAAGAGAGGCUGAGGUAGGCUUCUUGGGUAUAGGAACUGAUUGGGAGAAAGUGAAGAGGAUCGAGCAGGAGCCGAUAGAGAGCUGCGAGGAAUUAAGACGAUUAGGUGUAUUGAAAUCAUAAUACCAGUUAUCUAUGGCUCUUUUUUAUGCAUCACACACUUCAGGACAGGUCUUAAUAAUCAGAAAUAUCGUAGAGCAUGUUUCUAUGUCAUCUUGUAAACAUCUUUAUUUAUGACGGUGCUCGACUU